Perkinsus marinus ATCC 50983 is the source of this 969-nucleotide messenger RNA. RefSeq lists its product as hypothetical. Bases 1 to 969 code for a protein of 322 amino acids. The transcript is spliced from 2 exons. NCBI's taxonomy places the organism in Eukaryota, Perkinsozoa, Perkinsida, Perkinsidae. The record is from RefSeq and is a predicted model, not a curated record.
AUGAUCGAUGACGAUGUACCACUACCAGCAGAUCUGUACAUACCUCAUGAACAGCUGAGAGCCAAUCCUAAUAUCAAGGCUGUUCACUUCCCUAUCACUGCGACUACCCCUGAUGGUAAGCCUGGCAUGCUUGUGAAAAUGCAGGAUGUUGAAUACAAGAUGGCAGCAGUGCAUAAGCUUUUCCAGGCUAAGAUGGCUCGGUCUCUAUCAUGCCAUGGUGCUGUGUCAUUGUGGGAUCGCGAGGCACUCGAUGAAGUGUUGUACGAGCAUGAUACUGUGUUCAACGGUGAGGAUAUGUAUAUGGGUUUGACACUUUUGAGGAAGCGUGAUGAGUCUACGAUCAUCUCAUGUGCUCAAACGAUCGUUCCCACGUACGCUCCUGAUACCUGGCCAGUGCUCUUCCGUCAGAGGGUCAAGUCGUGGGAUCUAACAUCGCACAAGAAGACAUUCACGUAUCUGUGGGAGGUCAUCAACCCCCGAUCGUUCUGUCAUGGUGCAUCUUUGGUUCUGAAACCAUACUUCCUUCAAGAGCUUCUUUGCAUUUUAUUGGACUGGUUGCGCGCUUUCUUGCUCUGUGGCUUGCUCUUCCGUGACUGGCUUGGUCUCAUUCUAAUGACUCUUGUCUUUACUGCUCUCCUCUACGUUCAAGUUCUUAUCUUUGAGGUCUUCGUUCUCCGUGAUCGGCAUGAUCUCAGAUCCGGCGUGAUUGAUUUUAUUCUGUUCCCUUGGUAUCGUCUCCAGUCGUUGUUAUUCAGAAUAUGCGCUCUGUGCCAGAACCUAUUGGUUUACAGCCAUCAAAGAAAGAAUGUCAAAAUAGGUGUUCGCGAGCGCAAAAUUCAUGAUAUCCCACCAACUCCACCACAUCCUGAUGUUGAUUGGUUUAGCGUGUGGGAAAACGACGAGCAGGAUUCUCGUACGCAACGAUGGAGAAAGAACGAGGUUGUCAUUGAUGGCCACUGGUUGACUUGA